GUUCUGUCUUCGCAAGAUCAUUGAGAGAAAAGCUUCUUGUGUCUGUGAGUGACUCAAGUCUGGCUAGAGUGUGUCUGCUCCUCUUGUUCAACAGAGCUUGUCUUACAGUGCCUCGAAGCAGGUAAUUGAGAGCAAGUUAGUAAACAACUGAGUGCUGCCAUGACUGGGGGAGAGUCGUGUGAGUACUUAGUUAGUGGUAGGCAGGUAGGCACUCCCACUCUUUCGUCCUUCUAUUGUUAUGAUUUGGAAGAGAUGACGAGUCUGCUCCGUCCGUAGUCUGUCUAGUUACAACAGUCGUUCUGGACAUCGGAGUCAAAGAGGAAAGAGACAUCGUGAUGAGCGUAAGCAUAGUAUGGCGAAUAGAUACACGACGAUGAGCGUAAACACUUGUGAACGAUCUCAAUACUGCCAUUCUUCUCUGUCGCAGCGCGAUGUGCUUCUUUUGAUCCCAGUCACCCACGAGAUACUAGGUAAGUACCCACUUCAAGAAAACGAAUGCAGCUUGCUCUUGUUCCCGUUCAUCAUUUCAUUUUUGAUUUUGGUCGGAAGCUUUCCCCUUCUUCAUCUGGUAUGCCCAUUCUACUCCGGGUUUACUUUGAUGUCAAGGUCAUUUCACUGCUGUGAGCCUCAGUUUGAAGAAAUAUAGAAUUAUAUACAUAGAUAUUAGAAUUGGUGGAGUGUAGUCUUACAAUUUUGCACUUUUUCAACCAAGAAGCGGUUGGCGCAUCCCCGCGGCCGAUCGCAGGGGUCAUUCGGAUGAGUACUACAACAAGAUAGUGUAACUACUACCUAGUCCAAUAUGUAGGAGGUGAAUGAUUUUUGGUCUUAUUAUUCAAUUGUAAAUUUGUUCUUUGAAGAUAUUGGGUUUAGUUCAGCUGUAGUAGCUAGUGUCUUUGUUUACCAGGCAACAUGAGAGGAUCUUCUUCCUCGCGAAUCAUGGCGCGCAGGGGAGGCUGGAGUGUAUCCGGAACUACGAGCACGGUAGUCGGAUUGUUCUUGAUGUCUUCGGCGCGUCCAGGCGUGGGCGGGUCAUUGUUUGUGGCGGCGUGCAGCGUGGGACAGGUGGUCUACAGUAUGCACCAGAUGUCAGGGGUGGAGCAGGAAGCAACGAUUGCCCGCCACAGCAGUGCGUUGGGCGGCGGCGCGUGGCUGACGUGGAGGAACUCACCCGAGGAGUGCCCGCCUGAUCGCUACGACCCUUUGUGCGAGCUGUGCCGCUCAGACUGCUUCCGCAAAUAUUCCGUGCUUCGGCCAACCUACGCGCCCGAGGUGACGUGUCAGGCGGAGCUUGCAGCCACUUCCGCAGACGCCAGCGCGGACCGCGUCGUGCCGUUCUGGAUCCCGCUGCUGGGAGCCUCCUUGGGACUUUUCCUGCUCUGUGCGGUAGUUGUGACUUUCCUAGGAAAGCGCAACGCGCUCAUCGUCGUGAUCGACAUGCUCCCCUGUUUCUUUCCCCGCACGUGGCAUGACUGGGCGGAUCUGCACCGGGAAGUCGGCUUUUCCCCUCUCAAUCUGCUGGCGGUGCUCCCGCUCCCGCAGCGUGCGAAGCGCGCGCUGCUCCAGAAGGUGCAAGCGGACCUCGCCCGAGACCGAGCGGCAGCCGCGCGCGACAUCACGCUAGGCUCUGGCACUUCUUGCGAAAAGAACAUUGGUCUUCCGAGUCAUGGCGACAUUCAUGGACAUCACGAUCAAGAAGUGGAGCAUCAUCAUCAUCAUCCUGCUCAUCAAAAAAGCACUCUUGAUAAAACAAAAGCUGCGCCAAAAGGUGAAAAUAUUAUCGAAGGAGCGCCGCAGCCCCGACAUGAAGAAGAGAGACGCAAGAGCGGCAUGGAGAUCGCGCUGGAACAGUGCCGAAAAACGCUAGACCACGCGCGGGAAAAGCGCUACCGCACGAAAGUCGCGGUUAGCCGAUUGCAGGGGGACCUCACUCAGUCAUUUCGGGAUCGUAUCAGCGAUCCACGUAUUUUCGGCCGGCGCUCUCUUCCGAAUGGCAGCCCGACUUCCUCGAACACUUAUGCCCCAGCCGUUUUAGUUUUUUCACAGAGUAGAACGGAUUAUCAUCGUGAAGAUUAGUAUCACUACCAACAUUUAUUCAAUUUGUUUUCUUCCUAUGAGUAUAAUCAAUAUGAUCAUCAUAGUAGAUAUUUAAUAUAAGUGGAUCGAUAGUAUGUAGAAGAAUAGAGAAGUGAAGAGUAGUUGUGCGACAUGAUCAAUAUGAUAGUCAAGAGCAGGAUGCCGUAGCCGAGUGCUUCUACUAAGCGCUCGAACGUCUGUUCCCUCAAGAUCAGAUCAUCAUGUCAUCUACAUCUUCUAAGUAUGCACUCCUGCGAGACCGCGCGCAUCGAUUUCGUUGAGCAAGUUUCUUGAGCUGGAGCCGCCGCCGCGUCGCUUUUUCAUGAGUGGAAAAACGAAGUCCAAGGCCAAGCUGACGACGCAAACUGGAGAAAUAGUGUGAACUGUGAUGACCAUGACUGCCCAAAUAAUCAUAAUACGUGUAUAAAAUAUAUUGGGAUCAUCUUCAUGUCAUCUUCUGCUAGAAGUACUUAUGUAGAUCGUCAGAAUAAAUACUGAAAGUGCUCACAUAUUGAAGAAGCUACUGCUACACCAGCUACAGCUACAACAGCUACUGGAACUCUUUCUUCCGUGGUUCGCAAUUGCGCUUGCUUAUCCCAAAGAAAUCGAUUUUCUUAGGUAAUAAAUGUAUAAUAUGGUUGUAUCGUUCUUUUUCUAGCAUAAAUUACCAUAUGUUUAUUUCUUGUAGACCCAGGAGGUACCAAUAAGGCCAGGGUGGAGCACAGGAAUGAAAUGUUAAUUUCCGGCUCACACUCACUACUAGCAUGCCCCUCAUCAUCUAGAAUUCAAAUUUGUCCUUUUUGCACAACGGAGCUGGAAGUAGAGAUAAUGCAACUCGACGAUCAAGAUCAAAAACAUAUGUUGAAUGACGAUGAC
Amoebophrya sp. A25 is the source of this 2949-nucleotide messenger RNA. The record is from the annotation of a GenBank genome assembly. NCBI's taxonomy places the organism in Eukaryota, Dinophyceae, Syndiniales, Amoebophryaceae.